GUGUCCCCCGCGGCGGCUGCUGCUUGGGCUCUUUGUCCUGCUGGUCCCCACCGCUUCCCAGGAGCCGGCAACAAGGCUCAUUUUUCCUUCCUAAUGGCCCCGGCUCCGCCUCGCUUGGAGUUUCUGCUCCUCCUGGCUUGCUGCUUCUCCUCCUCCGAUACUCAGCUCCUGGACUGGAUUUGGGGCAGCACAAACACCACGGGAAGCCCAGCAGCACCCGGUGUGGGAACCGCACCGCCGGAGCCUCUUGCCACUACUCCCACCCCCAGCACGUCCCCAGGGACAUGGGGUGUCCAGGUGGUGGGGGACAUCACCACCCCACAGCGCCAGGAGAUGGAUCCCAGCACAGCAGCACCUGCCGGCGAGGGGACUGUGUCUGAAAACACCAAGCAGUGGGACAGGAAUGCCACGGGGCUGGUGGAGAGCACAGCACGGCCAAGCAUCGCUCCUCCCCACAGCACAUCACCUGCCCAUGGCCAGGGUGCGGCCAGAAGCUCCACCAAGGACCUGCAGCUCCUGGGGACAGGGACCACCAAGGACCCACAGGUCCUGGGGAUGGGGAACACCGAGGAUCGGCAGCUCCUGGGGACAGGGACCCCCGCAGCAACAGGGACACAGGUGUCCUUGCAGAGACCAGCGGGUCUUCGGCCAGGUAGUGCCCCUUUUCCUUUCUCACCAGGUGACACUAACCGUAAGCAGGCGGUGCCACCCCGGGACCCCACGGUGCAACUGCCCCGACACCACCACGGAGCAUCGCCCGCCUCACCGCUCGGCACUGGCCACUGGGGGCUGGUGCUGGCUGGCAUGAAUGGGAGCCGGAGCCCUCCUUUGCCUAACGGGAGGGCAGCUAACAGUGUGGAUCCUCCUCUUGUCAAUACCUCCGGUCCUCUUGAGUUUGAUUUACUAACCGCUGCUACACGACUCUACAGUAGUAGCAGCACAGAGCUCGUAUCCUUACCUGGACUGCUGCCGCCAGCCGGCCGUUGCCUGCCCGUCCCAACCCACCUGCCCUUCUGCAGCAUUCUGGGCACCAACCAUUUCAGAUUACCGAAUUACCUCCGCCACGGCAGUGAGGCGGAAAUUCGGGCAGCUUUGCAUGAGUGGGAGGGGCUGCUUGAAUCGCAGUGCCAUCGCUACGUGAAGUGGUUUGUCUGCUUGCUCCUGCUCCCUGGGUGUAGCGCCUUGGUCCCUGUAACCCCCCCGCCGUGCCAGGGCUUCUGCGAGGCCGUCAGAGACCUGUGUUGGAUGCACUUGGCUGGCGGACGCCUGCCUCUGCCUUGUGAUGCUCUCCCUGAGGAGGACGAAGGGUAUUCUUGUGUCUUUAUUAAUGCUUCUGCAGAGAACCUGAGCACUGAGGUCAGCCUCCUGGAGCUGAUCGGAGAUCCCCCGCCAGAGGAGAUCCUCAAAAUUUAUGGCCCCGACAACAACCCAGGCUAUGUCUUCGGCCCCAAUGCCAACACAGGCCAGGUGGCCCGGUACCACCUGCCGAGCCCUUUCUACCGGGACUUUUCCCUCCUGUUCCACAUCCAGCCUACUACGCCCCGGGCCGGUGUGCUCUUUGCUGUCACGGACUCCUCACAGAGCAUCAUCUAUGUGGGCAUCAAGCUCUCAGAGCUGCGGGCAGGCAAGCAGCAGAUCAUCUUCUACUACACAGAGCCAGGCUCACCAAGCUCAUAUGCAGCAGCCACCUUCACCGUGCCCACCAUGCUCAACCAGUGGACGCGCUUUGCCAUCAGCGUGGAGGAGGACGAAGUUGUUCUCUACCUGGACUGCGAGGAGCACGAGCGGGUCCGCUUCGAGCGCUCUCCAGAUGAGAUGGAGCUGGAAGAUGGCUCCGGGCUCUUUGUUGCUCAGGCUGGAGGGGCUGACCCAGAUAAAUAUCAGGGGGUGAUUGCUGAUUUGAAGCUGCAAGGGGACCCGCGGGCGGCCGAGCGGCAGUGCGAGGAAGAGGAAGAUGACACUGAGGAGGUCUCUGGUGAUUUUGGCAGCGGGGCAGAAGGUGGACACCAACCCUCGGGGAAAGACAGGGGUGUCCCGGGGCUGGUGGAUGCUGUCCCAGUCACCUCUCCCCCUGUGGCAGCGGGUGGCGGGCCGAGGAGAGGUGGAGGCUCCCCACAGCAAGCUGAGAGGACCAGAGCAGAGGACACACUGCAAGUCUCCACGGGAGGCACUGGCCCCAAAGGUGAAAAGGGGGAGAAGGGCGAGCGUGGACUGAAAGGGGACUCAGGGACUGGCAGCAUCGUGGGGACGGGCAGUGUCAAGGGUGAAAAGGGGGAGAAAGGAGAACUAGGCAUUAAGGGCAGUGCUGGAUUUGGCUACCCUGGCUCCAAGGGCCAGAAAGGGGAGCCGGGUGACCCUGGCCCCCCCGGGACCCUCUCGCGGCAUUCUGAUGGCUUGGUGGUGGAGCAGGUCACUGGUCCCCCGGGUCCACCAGGGAAGGAUGGAGCCCCCGGCAGGGAUGGCGAGCCCGGUGAUCCUGGCGAGGAUGGCAAACCCGGUGAUAUGGGGCCCCAGGGGUUCCCCGGGAUGCCAGGGGAGCCUGGUCUGAAGGGGGAGAAGGGUGAGCCAGGCAUAGGGCCGAGGGGACCCCCUGGACCACCUGGUCCCCCAGGACCCCCAGGACCAUCAUCCAAGCAUGACAAGCUGACUUUCAUCGACAUGGAGGGCUCUGGCUUUGGCGGUGACCUGGAGAGCCUGCGGGGUCCGCGAGGGCCACCUGGUCCCCCAGGGCCACCCGGAGUGCCCGGUUUGCCGGGUGAGCCGGGACGGUUUGGGAUGAACCACACAGACCUGCAGGGACCGCCAGGGCUGCCGGGCAGGGAUGGGACCCCUGGGUCUCCGGGUCCUCAGGGUCCUCCUGGAAGAGACGGGGCAGCUGGGCAGCCAGGGCCCAAAGGAGAGCAGGGUGAUGUGGGUGACCUUGGCCUCCCUGGCGCACCAGGACCCAAGGGCAGCAAGGGAGAAACAGGACCAGCAGGAGCCCCAGGAGAAAUGGGGUUAGCUGGCCUUCCUGGGCCCAUUGGACCCCGAGGGCAGCCAGGGCCCCCCGGUCCCCCAGGGCCACCAGGGCUGGGCUACGAGGCUGGAUUUGGUGACAUGGAGGGCUCGGGGCUGCCAUUUGCUGCCAGCUCCCCUGGACCACCUGGACCCGAAGGACCACAGGGGGUGCCAGGACUGCCGGGGGUGAAGGGGGAGGUCGGCAGCCCCGGGCAGCCUGGCUUGCCAGGACCAAAGGGAGAUACUGGUGUGCCUGGCGUGGACGGCCGCCCUGGCCUGGAGGGCUUCCCCGGACCACAGGGACCCAAAGGUGACAGAGGCAGUCCCGGCGAGAAGGGUGAGCGAGGCCAAGACGGUGUGGGGCUGCCUGGCCCCCCUGGUCCACCUGGUCCCCCCGGACAGGUCAUCGCUGUCUCAGGCAAAGAUAAGUCUUCGGUGGCUUUGCCUGGUCCAGAGGGCAGACAGGGUCACGCUGGCUUCCCGGGCCCGGUGGGACCGAAAGGAGACCGGGGAUCGUCCGGUCCCCAGGGCUCCCCAGGGUUGAAGGGGGAGAAGGGGGAGCCCGGCGUCAUCAUCAGCCCCGAUGGGACCGUGGUCACUGCGCAGGUGAAAGGAGAAAAGGGGGAGCCAGGGCUGCGGGGACCGAUGGGACCAUCGGGUCCGCAGGGACGAGCAGGGAUGAAGGGAGAGAUCGGCUUUCCAGGCAGACCCGGACGUCCUGGCAUGAAUGGGCUGAAGGGCGAGAAGGGUGACCCCGUGGAUGUCAGUAGCGUGCUGGGCUUGCAGGGUCCCCCGGGACCCCCAGGGCCUCCAGGGCCCCCUGGACCACCUGGAAGCAUAGCCUAUGACAGCAGCAAUGCCUUCAGCGACUCUGGCCAUCCUGUGCUGCCAGCUUUCCCUGGUUUCCACCAGUUUCCAGGACAAAAGGGAGAGAAGGGCGAUGCCGGAGCCCCAGGACCCCCAGGCCACUUCUCCUAUGACCUGAGUCACUUUGGUGCCAACCUGCAGGGUGACAAGGGGGAGCCAGGUCCCAAGGGCGAGAAGGGCGAGCCAGGCAACACCCCACUCUAUGGUCCCAGCGUCUCCGGGCUGCCAGGGCCUCCAGGGCCCCAGGGCUACCCUGGGCUGCCAGGUCCCAAGGGGGACAGUAUCGUUGGGCCGCCAGGGCCUCCUGGACCUCAGGGCCCCCCUGGUAUUGGAUAUGAGGGGCGGCAAGGCCCCCCUGGCCCUCCCGGUCCCCCCGGUCAACCCUCCUUCCCAGGCCCCCACAGACAAGCUAUCAGCAUCCCUGGGCCCCCUGGACCACCGGGGCCUCCCGGACCACCAGGCACCAGCGGGAUGUCCUUUGGGCUGCGCACCCUGCCAACCUACCAGGCGAUGCUGAGCGCUGCACACGAGCUGCCCGAGGGUGGCCUCAUCUUCCUGACUGACCGGCAAGAGCUCUAUGUCCGCCUGCGUGGGGGCUUCCGCCGCGUGCUGCUGGAGGAGCACACCCUGAUCCCCAGCUCGGCUCUGGACAACGAGGUGUAUGACAAGCCCCCCAGCAUUCACUAUGCUGGCCCCCAGCCCCCCCUCCAGCCCCGUGGACCUCUGCAUCCCCUUCACAACCACAGCCCACUGCCCACCGCCCGCCCCUGGCGUGGGGAUGAGGUAGUGGCCAACCAGCACCGCCUGCCCGAGCAACCGCUGCUCCACCACCAGCAUGAGCUCCUCAACAGCUACUACAUCCACCGCCGGCCAGAUCCAGCCCCCGUGGCCGCCCACGUGCACCAGGACUUCCAGCCUGCUCUUCACCUGGUGGCCCUGAAUGCCCCACUGAGUGGUGGCAUGCGCGGCAUCCGGGGUGCUGACUUCCAGUGCUUCCAGCAAGCCCGUCAGGUUGGGCUGGCUGGCACCUUCCGCGCCUUCCUCUCCUCCCGCCUGCAGGACCUCUACAGCAUUGUACGCAGGGCCGACCGCGCCACUGUGCCUAUCGUCAACCUCCGGGACGAAGUGCUCUUCAGUAACUGGGAAGCCCUUUUCACGGGCAGCGGGGCCCCACUGCAAGCCGGCACUCGCAUCCUCUCCUUUGACGGCCGGGAUAUCCUGCAGGAUGCAGGAUGGCCGCAGAAGAGCAUUUGGCAUGGCUCAGAUGCCAAGGGCCGGCGCUUGCCCGAGAGCUACUGUGAGACGUGGCGGACAGAGGAGCGUUCUGCCACCGGCCAAGCUUCCUCGCUGGCCUCCGGCAAGCUGCUGGAGCAGGUGGCCAGCAGCUGCCAGCAUGCCUUCAUUGUCCUCUGCAUUGAGAACAGCUUCAUGACCGCUGCCAAAAAGUGACACCUCCCCCUCAUCCCCUGGGUACCCCACGCCUCCCUGGGGAGGGUCGGGCCAGCCUGCACCCCAGCACCCCCAUGGUCCUCAGCCCCUCCAUCUCCUGCCCUCGCCCCACAGGAUUUUCUCUUCCCGCAGACCUGAAGCCAAAGAGUAUCGCUAUUGCCCCUGCCUUGGGUUGGCAGGGGCUCACGUCCCACCCGGGGCAGGGCAGCCGUGGGCUGGCUGCCUUCCUCCUCCUCCUUUUGCUCCACUUCUCUUCUAACCCCUAAUAUCUAACCACUUCAUCUUGUGUCCACCACCCGCUCAGAUGCUCUUUUCAGGGUGGCUGGGCAGGAGGAUGCUCAGCAGGGAGAUUUCAGCACUGCCAUGUGGUUUGCCCUCCUGGAAAGCCUGCAGGGGUUUCUCUGACCCCCACCUCCCAGCCCCGCGCUGUCCUUGCCAGGAGCUUGGGGCCAAACCCAAAUCCACGCUGCUGGGGCCAUGGGCUCUUCAGCCGAAAGUCCACCAUCCCACCCAAGCAAGGGACCGUCCCAUGGCGGUGCCAGGGCUCUCCCUAGAUGGUCUCCGUCCUCCCAAGGUAAGGACCAUUGCACCCAGCCCCCCCCAUCAUCAUCCUCACCUCCAUCCCUCUGGGCACAGCCACAGCCAGGCCAGCAUGGGGACUGAUGUGAUGGGGUGGCCCCAACAUGGGGACAGGCAUGCCCUUGGCCUGUGUUUACGUGUGUUGUGUGUGUGUUGAGCACA
This is a messenger RNA of Chroicocephalus ridibundus (black-headed gull), 6054 nucleotides long. RefSeq names its product collagen type XVIII alpha 1 chain (gene COL18A1). Bases 94 to 5313 code for a protein of 1739 amino acids. NCBI's taxonomy places the organism in Eukaryota, Metazoa, Chordata, Aves, Charadriiformes, Laridae. Gene Ontology annotation, molecular function: extracellular matrix structural constituent conferring tensile strength; protein binding. The transcript is spliced from 43 exons. Gene Ontology annotation, biological process: angiogenesis; endothelial cell morphogenesis; extracellular matrix organization. The record is from RefSeq and is a predicted model, not a curated record.